UGGCCCUAGGCUUCUAACAAUUUCCGAAGCACAUUCAAUUCGGCACAUACACACGCCAGUACUCUAACUUGCACUCCCAUUCCUCCACCCCAAGAACCCACACAGCAAGCAACAAUGGCGGACACAGUCGAGGAGAGCAAGCAGUCUAUCUCGGGAGAGGGAAACGCAGAUGCCAACGCCUCGGUAGGCGCAAAGGGCAGCGCGGAAUCAUCGAGUAAGAAAACCGAAAGGAAGACGCCGAAGAAGCUGGGCGGAAAGAAGCCUCAACAGCAGCCCACUCCUGACGCCACUCCUGCCCCCGAAAGCGAUGGCGAAGGGAAAGCUGAGAACGAGGACGCAGAAUCCAAGAAGCAAAGCAACGGCGGCGACGCCGACAACGAAUCCGACGCGGAACCCCAACAAGAGAAGAGCAAGUCGCAAUCGAGACGCCGCCAGUCGCGUGGCCGUGGCCGACGAGGCGCAGACUCCGGUGCCGAAUCUGAUGCGCGAUCCGAUGUCUCGCAGUCUGGAGGCCGUCGCAACCGCCAGCGCCAAAAGAAGGGCGGCAAGGGCGGAGGCCCCCUAGACGACAUCACCGAGAACGUGCCCGGAGCCGACGCCCUCAGUGGAGCCGGCGACAUGGUCCAAAACACUGCUGGUAACGCCGUCAACUCGGUCGGUGACACUGCUGGAAAGGCCCUUGGUGGUCUCACUGGCGGCGGCGGCGGUGAAGAGGAGGGCGGAAAGGACGGAGGUGAACAGCUGAGACUGCGAUUGGAGCUCAACCUCGACAUUGAGAUUCAGUUGAAGGCCAAGAUUCACGGUGAUCUUACGCUUGGAUUGCUGUAAGUUGAUUCUUCUUGUUUUCCGUACGUUUGGAGCGCAAUGCUAACUCUUUGAUAGUAACUAGAUGUCGCACGAGGACGAAUGCACGAAACGCAUCGAAUGUUAUAAUGGGAUAUCACCGUCGGCGUUUGCUUUGGAGUUUUGCAUGUAGUGUCAUGACAUAUAUUGUAGUGCAUACAACACAACAAAUAACUUGCAUCAACACAGUUUUCAACCCGUCGUGUUUGUUUUGAUCGUGAAAGUCCCACGCAAUGCGCGUUGGUGCUCAUUGCAGUGUCGCAUUCUUGGUAUGACGUUUACCGAGCAUUACUCCUGGUUAUAUCAGGACCAGGUUGUGUAAUAAUAGCUCUAAAGGGCCGAGAACGUUGUAACGUCAAGUGCUAUCGCAAGAUGUACGGACUUGAAAACAUCAAUUGCUGUGCUCUAGAAAUCUCAUGAGCCGAGUAUUGCACAGCUGCCACGAGCUAGAUCGCGUGA
Molecule: messenger RNA, 1302 nt
Organism: Alternaria alternata
Lineage: Eukaryota; Fungi; Ascomycota; Dothideomycetes; Pleosporales; Pleosporaceae
Exons: 1
Coding region: 115-828 (237 amino acids)
Source: RefSeq, a predicted model, not a curated record